GGCAUCACACCUCGACCUUUUAAACUCCACAUAACGAGACCGGAGAACUGACCCAUCUACGAUAUCGUACCUACCUACCGUAGCGCACACGCUUUCGUCCUUUCGUUCUUUCGUUCUCCGGGUAUCGAUUGUUGUGGAUAAGGAUUUUAUAGUACUGUGAUGGCAUCGAGGGGUAGAGGUGGAAAGUAUGGGAAGCCUCAACGUGGUGGUUUGUUUCCCCUUCCUUCCUUUGAUAUCAUCUUACUUAUCGUUUGUUUGUGCUGAUGGUGUGAUACUUUCCUUUAGGUGGCAAGAAGUUUUCCAGAAAUCUAGUGCCCUUAGAUAAUGACGAUGGUGAUAGUAUUCCGGAGGGAAUGUGGGGUGUAUGUUCCUCACCCCCUCUCUUUACAUCUAUUCUAUUCUACUAUGCUCUACUCAACUCAACUCUAACAAAAUAACAGGAGGCUCGGGACCCAAAACCUGAAAUCCCUUCUUCUGGGGACGAAGAGGAGGAGGAAGACGAGGAAGACGCCAACGAGCCAGGAAUAACCCGUGAGGAACGGCGCGCGGCGAAGCAAGCCCGUAAGGAAGCCGCUCGUGCCAAAUCCACCGCUACCGCCGGUCCAUCCUCCCUCCCCUCUUCCGGAGACGAGGAGGAUGAUGAUGAAGAAGAAGGCAGGGUGGGGGCUGCCUCUACCAAGAAAGCUAAGGAGAGUGUUAUCGCGACGGCGAAUCCCAACGCUCCUGGUAGCUCCGAUGCUGGAGGCGGAGGCGGAGGAGCUGGGGGGCUGACGAGGAGGGAGCGAGAAGCGAUAGAGGCCGCUGCUGCUAAGGAGAGGUUUUGGAAAUUGCAGGAGGCUGGCAAGACUGAUCAGGCGAGGGCCGACCUUGCCAGGCUGGCGGUUAUCAGGAAGGAGAGAGAGGAGAAGGCGAAGCAGAGGAAGGCAGAGUUGGAGGAAAGGAAGGCUGCAGCGGAGGCUAAGGUUGCCUCUAGUGGGAGGAAAAAGUAGCACCCUUAGGAGCAGAAGACAGGCAUGGAGCGGGGAGGUGGGAUUAUUCAACUUGUGUGUUUUUUUUUUAAAAAAAAAAACUUUUUAUCUCCAUCUUUUCACCUUUCCAACCCUACUUUCUGAUACCACUACUUUUAUCCGAACGUAUGGACCGGCGUUACACUCGGUGCGUUCCAUCAAUAAUACUCGACCAGAUCAAUAUCUCGGGGAACCUGCAUGGCACA
This is a messenger RNA of Tuber aestivum (summer truffle), 1213 nucleotides long. The record is from the annotation of a GenBank genome assembly. Lineage: Eukaryota; Fungi; Ascomycota; Pezizomycetes; Pezizales; Tuberaceae.